This is a messenger RNA of Brassica napus (rape), 513 nucleotides long. RefSeq lists its product as uncharacterized. The coding region runs from base 1 to 513 and encodes 170 amino acids. The transcript has a single exon. The record is from RefSeq and is a predicted model, not a curated record. NCBI's taxonomy places the organism in Eukaryota, Viridiplantae, Streptophyta, Magnoliopsida, Brassicales, Brassicaceae.
AUGUGGCAUGUGCCUUGCCAAGACGCGGGAGAGGACACUGUACUCUGGAGGGCUGAUAAUGAUGAAUGCAAAGCUUACUUCUCUUCUGCCAAGACCUGGAACAACUUGCGGGAUAAGCGGAAUGAGGUCAGUUGGAGGAAAGUCACCUGGUUCUCUCAGGCAGUGCCCCGACACGCCUUUCAGGUAUGGCUUGCAUUCAGGGAUCGUUUAUCAACGGGAGACAGAAUGAAGAACUGGGGUAUAGAGCAGUGUUGUAUGCUUUGCGGAGAGAAGAACGAAACAAGAGAUCACAUGUUCUUUGCAUGUCCUUUCUCCUUCACGGUCUGGCUAAACACUGCAGGGAAGCUGUUUGGAAACGCCAUUACCCCUGAUUGGAACGAUACCGUCAGCUCACUCUUGCAACAGGCUCAGACUCGGAUAGAUCACAUUCUUAGGAGGAUGGCCUUUCAAACAGUCAUCUACUCAAUUUGGAGGGAACACAACUCACGGAGGCAUGGUGGUGUGUGGGGGUGA